Sphenostylis stenocarpa is the source of this 2493-nucleotide messenger RNA. The record is from the annotation of a GenBank genome assembly. Lineage: Eukaryota; Viridiplantae; Streptophyta; Magnoliopsida; Fabales; Fabaceae.
AUGAAGAACAAAACUGUAAACCCUCUCAUCACCUUUGAGCACAAGAGGGAUGCCUAUGGGUUCACUGUGCGGCCUCAGCACCUGCAGAGAUACCGUGAAUAUGCUAACAUAUACAAGGAGGAAGAAGAGGAAAGAUCAGAUCGGUGGUGCUCCUUUCUUGAAAGACAGGCAGAGUCUACUGAAUUGGCCACAGACAGGUUAGUUGUGGGGGACGGUGAGAAAGUUUUGGGUGAUGAAGUUGCAGAGCCAGAAGCUGAUGCUAGCUCGGAGAAGGGUAUUGAUGGACAUGAAGCAUGCAACCGAGUGCCGGUUGAUUCUGACAAUGCAGAUGAAAAUGGUAGUCAAAAGGAGGUACCAGCUAUUGAGGGGGCAAAAGUUCACAGGAUCCAGUUAUGGACUGAGAUAAGACCAUCACUUCAAACUAUUGAGGAUAUGAUGAGUGUUCGUGUAAAGAAGAAAACCGGGUCAGUAAAAGAUGAAAGGAUCAAGAAAUGUGUGUUAAAAGAUGACCAGAUUAUGGAAACUGAAAAAUCACCAUUGCAUUCUGAUGAUGUUAAAUCACCAAAAGGAGUAUGUGAGGAAGACUCCGAGGAGGAGUUCUAUGAUGUUGAGAGGUCAGAUCCUAGUCCAGAUAUGCCUCUUGUUGAUGGCACAAAUGCUUCUGCAAAUGGUGUUACCUUGGAUGCUGCACCACCAGAGGCUUCGUUUCCUUGGAAAGAAGAAUUGGAAGUUCUUGUUCGUGGGGGAGUACCUAUGGCGUUGAGGGGAGAGCUUUGGCAAGCUUUUGUUGGUGUAAAAGCAAGGAGGGUGGAGAAGUACUAUCAGGAUCUGCUAGCCUCUGACAGUGAUUCUGAAAUUAAAACUGAUCGGCAAAGCAUGCAAUCAAUUGACAGUAAUGGGAAAACAGGUGGAGAUUUUGUACGUAUGCCAGAAAAAUGGAAAGGGCAGAUUGAGAAGGAUCUGCCUCGAACAUUUCCUGGUCAUCCUGCACUGGACGAGGAUGGUAGAAAUGCUUUGAGAAGAUUACUCACUGCAUAUGCUCGACACAAUCCCUCAGUUGGUUACUGCCAGGCCAUGAAUUUUUUUGCUGGUUUACUGCUACUUUUGAUGCCUGAAGAAAAUGCCUUUUGGACCUUAAUGGGCAUUUUAGAUGAUUAUUUUGAUGGCUAUUAUUCAGAGGAAAUGAUAGAAUCUCAGGUGGAUCAACUUGUUUUUGAGGAGUUAGUGAGGGAGAGCCAAUCAUCUAGAUUAUCUAGGAGUGCAGGUGGCAUGGGUUACUGGACCAUGGUUCCUGUCCAUUUUUGUGAACAUGCUUCCUUGGGAAAGUGGUCAGUUCUUCGAGUGUGGGAUGUGCUUCUUUUUGAAGGAAACCGAGUCAUGCUCUUUAGAACCGCAGUUGCUUUAAUGGAGCUAUAUGGUCCUGCAUUGGUAACGACAAAGGAUGCUGGAGAUGCAGUUACUUUACUUCAGUCAUUAGCUGGCUCCACAUUUGACAGCAGUCAGCUUGUAUUGACAGCUUGCAUGGGUUACCAAAAUAUAAACGAAACUCGGUUGCAGCAGCUGAGGAAUAAACAUCGACCUUCUGUAAUAGCUUCCAUUGAAGAAAGAUCAAAAGGACUUAAAGCUUGGAGGGAUUCUCAGGGACUAGCUUCAAAGCUAUUUGGUUUUAAGCAUGACUCUAAAACAGAGCAAUCAGCUGAUAUGCAAGUGCUUGACAGCUUAUCACGUACAGAAUCUGGUUCCACUAAUGCAGAUGAAAUUCUAAUUAGUUUGACUGGAGAGGGUGAGAUAGAUUCUGUUCCAGAUCUUCAAGAGCAGGUCGUCUGGUUGAAGGUUGAACUUUGUAGAUUACUAGAGGAGAAAAGAUCAUCCAUUCUUAGGGCAGAGGAGCUCGAAACAGCAUUAAUGGAAAUGGUCAAGCAGGAUAAUAGGCGGCAACUAAGUGCCAAGGUAGAGCAACUAGAGGAAGAUGUUGCUCAGCUUCGGCAGGCACUUUCUGAUAAACAAGAACAAGAAACUGCUAUGCUUCAGGUAUUGAUGCGGGUGGAGCAAGAGCAAAAGGUGACUGAGGAUGCUCGCAGGUUUGCUGAGCAAGAUGCAGCCGCACAAAGAUAUGCUGCCCAAGUCCUUCAGGAAAAGUACGAAGAAGCAACUGCUGCACUUAUUGAAAUGGAGAAGAGAGCAGUUAUGGCAGAAUCUAUGUUAGAGGCUACAUUGCAGUACCAGCAUGGUCAAGUUAAAGUGCUACAAUCUCCACGAUCACAGGACCCAGUAUCGAGAAACAGUCAAGAGCCUACAACGGAAAUCCCUGCUAGGAGGAUAAGUUUGCUUUCUCGUCCAUUUGGACUUGGAUGGCGUGAUCGAAACAAGGGGAAACCGUCUAACGAAGAGCCCGCUGAGGGAAAGCCCAGCAUUGAGGAACAAAAUACGAUCUAUCAAGAAGGAAAUGGCAUUAAAGUACAGGAUGAGAGUAGGAAAGAAGAGAGUACCUAG